Mya arenaria is the source of this 4668-nucleotide messenger RNA. RefSeq names its product protocadherin Fat 4-like. Gene Ontology annotation, biological process: calcium-dependent cell-cell adhesion; adherens junction organization; homophilic cell-cell adhesion. The transcript has 27 exons. Gene Ontology annotation, molecular function: calcium ion binding; cadherin binding. Lineage: Eukaryota; Metazoa; Mollusca; Bivalvia; Myida; Myidae. Gene Ontology annotation, cellular component: membrane; adherens junction; catenin complex. The record is from RefSeq and is a predicted model, not a curated record. Bases 49 to 4497 code for a protein of 1482 amino acids.
CUCAGAAGGUUUAAAGUGAACCAUUCGGUGUAGCCCUUGCAGUCUAGCAUGGAUUGGAAAAUAUGUUUUAUGUUAUGCUUGGUGGGAAUAAUAACAUUGCCCAAUGACACUGACAGUGCAGGCUUUAGCAACGUCGAUAGUGUGUCUAUCCAUGAGAAUCUUGACAGAGCCGAAACUAUGGUGACCCUGUCACCAACCUGCUACAGCUGGACGACAUGCAGGGUUCUUGACAAUGACUGUUGUACCCGGGAUUCGGGCUGUCAAUCUUGUUACAAAAAUGAAAACUGCGACCACGAAUACAGAACCUGCUCGUCAUGUAGCAAAACGUUCGGAGACGCCAUGUUUGUCGUGAAUGCAAACAAACAAAUAAAUAAGUCUGAGUGUGUGGAUUGCUUGAGCGGUGGUACCUAUUAUAAUGUCACCGUCGAGUGCUCGGGUGUGGCUGGGUACAGUUCAAAUCCUGUCUCCCAAACCAUUAGGGUCUCCGUGUACUCGGAUACAGAACAGUCGUUUACGUUUUCAGGAGGUGACAGUAUAAACGUCUUUCAAAACUCCUCCGGGGAAGGCUCUGUUAUCGCAACCCUUAACGUAAAUUACAUCGAGAAUAGUCAGGAUGAAGACCGGCUGACAUACCGUCUCGAAAGCGGCCCUGGGCCCGCCUGGAUCACAGGACAUACACUUUUUGCUAUGAAUCCAUCUAAUGGUCACAUCAGCGUGAGAAAGAGUUUGGCAGACGAAUUUUCAUAUGAUGCAUUUAACAUGACAGUAUGCAUUAAAGAUCGAAGACAUCCCGAUUAUUGCCGAACCCUUCACAUUACUCUCUGGGCUUGCUUCCAGACGCCUAACUGCACCGACCAGAAUAUUCCAGAGUUAUGGGACACUCACGGUAUAGCUGGACACAGCGAUAACACUUCGCUUUUCCAGAUGAUAUAUCCGGAACCCACAUACCACUUCCCAAACUUCAGGAAUACGUGGUCUAAGCUCACGUGGACACUGGACAACGGAGGAUUUGUGGAGGCAGACAUCGAUUCUGACACUGGUGAUAUUUACCUCACGCGGAACAUCAGUAUCUGGCCCGCGUGGCCGAGCAAACACUACACGAUGACUGUGACAGUGGCCAACAGCGAGUCCUGCUACACAACCACCUGUCAAAUGGACGUCGAAGUGUUCUACACAAAUUGGCCUCCAACCAUUUGCAGCAUAAACGGAACGGGAAGCCACACAAGCCUGCACGAGGACACGGACAGUGAGACGCUCCUGCACGAGCUUCAGGUGUGUGACUAUAACUACGACAGACCUAGUGACCUUUUAGAAGUUGGAAAAGUGAACGGCAUAGAGGACAACUCUACAUGCUGGAUCGAGCAUGUCUAUGAUCAGUGGGGCGAGAACGAUAUGGAGCUUUUUACUCUUCGAGAAGAUGACCCUUCGUACACGAACAAAUGGGACUCUUAUAGGUUGUACAAAAAAGAAUGUAUCGUACCCAGUUCACCGUACAAGCCACCCUGUGGCUACAAGCGCGAGAACUACACGUGCCCGAAACACAUGGGUUGUAUGACACACAAUGUGACCCAGUCGUACAGCGUUUCAAUCAUCUGCAGAGAUGGCUAUGGGGAAAGUGACAAUAGGAACUUCACAUUCAACGUUAACUCAAAUCAAGCUCCUACAUACCUAAACCUGCCAAAUGAAAUUAUUGUGGACAUGAACGCGGCCAGUGAACACGAUAUUAUCUUUUCCACCCUGUAUCGGGACGCCGAAAAUGAGAAUCUCACUUACGAAUAUUCCUUCACCAAGGCAGAUGAUUUAUCAUCAGUGGGUUACUUCAAGGCAGACCCCAGUGGAAAUUAUUUCGAUUCACUGGGUAACAUCACUCUCACUCAGUUCCUGAAGUAUGAGCCGAAAAAUUCCACCUAUCUGAUACACAUUUGUGGCCACGAACGCCGGAACGAGAUUUGCGAAUAUCUCACUGUCCAUUUCCAUGACAAUUGUGGACCAUCCCCGUCCUGCACAUCCCAUACUUUUCCCACAAACACAGAACUGACACCAGGCACUCAACUCUUUGAUGUGUCUAGCUUGGUGACAGACCCGAGCUCGUUUACAAGCCUACAGUAUUCACUGACAGCUAAGAACAUGGAUUUGUUCCAAAUAGACGCGACAUCUGGAGCAAUAACAACAACACAGACUCUGCCAGCAAGCUACCCAUCAACAACUUACUCACUGAACGCUUUCGUGACAGACAAGUUAUCCUGCACGGCUUAUGCGGUGUGUCCUCUGACCCUUGUGGUUAACUACAUCAACUAUGAUUUAACCAUCACGAACCUUCCGGACAGUGUUAAUAUCCACGAGGAUGAGAAAACGGAGUUGACGUUGUUUACGGUUCAGACGACGGAUAACAAUACCGACGAUUCGGUCACGUGCUUGAUCACCAAUGAGGAGGACAAUAAACCAUUCUUCAUAGAGGAAACAUAUUCGGGAUCAGACGUAUGGGUAGUGAAGAACUAUGUUGCUGGGACAAACGAGGAGCGACAGUUGUCGGCAAUCAAGCAGACCUAUACCCUCAACAUCGACUGCCACGAUACCUUCGGGGCUGGGGAGUCCAAAAAUCUUACAAUUACCGUGACGCCAAACGAGGGCCCAACAUUAACAACACUAAACACAGGCGUUGUGAUCGACCAGUCUGUCGUGUUUUCUGGGGCGGUGCUUCUUACGGAGACCGCCACAGACCCAGAGAGAGACACCCUCAACUACACGUGCACUGUGAGCGACACCAACAACCCACUGACAUGUGCUAUAGACGGAAGCUUGGUUGAGAUAAAGCUACGCCGCAAUGUGAGUAUCGUGACAGAGAACGGGCGCUCAGACUCUAUAGAAGUAUGUGUGGGCGAUGCCAAACACCCCAACCAUUACUGCGCACAUCUCAAUGUCACCUUCAACACAACUCACACACAUCCCACAAUUACGAACUUACCAUUCAUACAAGAUGUGAAUGAGAACGCGGCGGUUGGGUUAACACUCUUCACGUUGACGAUAGGAGACGUUGACGUCCCUCUAGAGACACACACAAUACAGUGGUCGGUUUCCCCGGCAACAGCCACAUCAUACUUCAACGUGGAAGUACAAUCUGAUGGUGAUACGUCAACUGGUGUCGUUACGUUGUUAAGGUCACUGGAUUUUGAAAGUCUUUCUAAGUACACGCUGACGUUUACCGUAAAUGACGGAUACCUGUCAAGCCUCCAGUCUUACAUUCUGGUGUUGAACGUCACUAACGUGAACGAGGGUAACACAAUCACUGCCACAAAAACGUCUAUCACGUUUAAGGAAACAGCGAAAGUUGGUAGGAUCUUCGAUUUUGGACUACAGUGUUUGGACGAAGAUCACGAGGAGGCGUUGACUUUUUCCAUCAUAGGAGGGAAUCAUAUGGAUUAUUUUGUAUUGAAUACUACCAACCGGAAGAUUUACUUGGCGAAAGAAUGGGACCUCGAGGGAAGCGAUAACCUGCCGUCAACUGACUCUUUGACGGUGCAGUGCGAGGACGCCGGGGGUCUCUCGUCCACUGUCGAACUUACGUUUAACAUCGUAGAUGUGAACGAACAUCCUCCAUCGGUUGCCUGUACGCUGCCGAAUGGAAAUACAUGCCCCUCGACGUUGUCGGAGAUGAAAUUCGAGCUGAAAUCGGACAGUUCGAUCACAGACUCGUUACUUACUGUAACCUGCGCUGAACCCGACGGCUGUAAUUUUGACUGCGUUGGAAAUGGACUAUGCAAGAAAUACUUUCGGUUAGUUCCUAAGACAACGCGCAAGAGAUCGACUGGUGCCAGUUCGGCAGAUCUGAAACUGAAGCAAGAAUUGGAUUUUAAUUAUAACAAGGAGUUCGUUAUAACAAUUAAGAUAAGCGACCUCAACGAUCCGCCGAAGUUUACAGGGGUUUCGUUAUUGAUAAAUUACACAGCCACUCCUCCUUCACCUACCCCCGCGGUCACCAGCAAUUGUGUCACGUGUUCCUCCCAGGGACGUGUCCUGGUCGGCGUCUUGACCGUGGAGUGCAUCAUCGCCGGUCUAUUAGUCCUUCACCUGGUUUAUCACUUUGGAAUAAGACCAAGAUUUAGGUCACAAAAGACCCUCGUUAGUCCAGCGAAUAUAAGAAGGCGAGCGCUCUCCAAUAAUGGAGCAAAGAAUGCAACGUUGAACCAAAGGUCUUCUCAGAUUAAGGCUGAAACCACGUUUUCUCAGCGUAUGGAAAGGAAAACGGCGUAUGAGAGUUCCAGCUCGGAUUCGGACUCGGACUCAAGCUCUGGCACUGAAGUGAUGGCAGCAAGACCCAGCCCAGGACGAGACAACUCGAGAAAUAACCCGGUCCCGUUUCGGCCAGUGUACUCCAGUUCCGUUCCUUCCAACCGGAGGUUCAACGGAAACGAGACCUCCGCCCGUCUGCAAUCGUCCACCGGACUUCCGCCUCCUGUGUACUCAACCGCGCGGCUGCCUGGGCAACUUGAAAUGUAGCUUGAAAAAAAAACUUUCCGAACUUUGAAACUUAUUGAACUUUGUUUUUUUAUUAUAUGAAAACCUGCACUUUCACAGCCUUGACCGUUUUGACAACUUUUGUAUAUUAUUUGUCUUGGAAUGAACCAAUUUCUGCGUAAAUAUCUGCAAACCAGUGAUAAAGACUGCUGA